AUGGGGAGCAUUUCUGGUACUAGGGUUGGAUCUACAAUUGGGGGAAAAUCCAAAGGAGGGAGAAAAAACAAAGAUGUUGUUCAAAGUAGUAAUGGAAAAGGUUCAAGAUUUUGGAAGAAAUUGAGAAUUUUCCUAGGUUGCAUGUUUUGGAGUUCCAAAGGGGAAGGUUCCUCCAUAAACAAAAUCAACCAAGCUGAUCAUGGAAAACAUGUUACAAAUGAUGUUGAGAGACAACAACUGAUUGUCCCAAGAUCCUCAUCAUCAAACAGAAGGGUACUCAGGCAUGCAAGAUUGUGUGUUCCGGAUCAAGAACUGUUUGAAGCUUCUUUGCUUCUUCGAAGGUUCAGUUUUCAAGAUCUUAUGUUGGCAACACGAACUUUUAAGGUUGAGAAUUUUCAUGACGAGGAAGGGUUUGGGAUUUUGUUGAAGGGUUGGAUUAAUCAAUAUGGGAACUAUGCAGCAAGGCCUGGAAAAGGGAUUCCCAUUGCAGUCAAGGCACUCAACUUAAAUGAAUCUCAAGAUCAAAAAGAAUGGCUUGUAUGUGAUGCUAACCCUAACUAA
Messenger RNA from Vigna unguiculata (cowpea), 561 nucleotides. Its product is annotated as putative serine/threonine-protein kinase PBL18. NCBI's taxonomy places the organism in Eukaryota, Viridiplantae, Streptophyta, Magnoliopsida, Fabales, Fabaceae. Gene Ontology annotation, molecular function: ATP binding; protein kinase activity. Gene Ontology annotation, biological process: protein phosphorylation. The record is from RefSeq and is a predicted model, not a curated record.